AUGGCCGAGCAGCUCAGCUCCGAGCAGAUGCAGCAGAUCAUGGGCGCGCAGGGCCAGUCCGGCGAGCAGGAGGAGCAGAAGCGGCAGGCCGAGGAGGAGGCCGAGGCGCAGCGGCAGACGAUGCUGGCUGCGGUGCUGGACGCCAGUGCCAAGGAACGCCUGUCGCGCAUCGCGAUCGUGAAGCCCGACAAGGCCAAGGCUGUGGAGAAUAUGGUCCUCGGAGCCGCCCAGCGCGGCGCCCUGCGGGGGAAGGUGUCGGACGAGCAGAUUGUCGACCUCUUGCAAAAGGUGGGCGGCGGCGACGCGGGCCGGGGCCCGAAGAUCACGUUCAUGCGCAAGGCCGGCGGGCUCGACGACGACGACUGGUAG
Molecule: messenger RNA, 369 nt
Organism: Pedinophyceae sp. YPF-701
Lineage: Eukaryota; Viridiplantae; Chlorophyta; Pedinophyceae
Source: the annotation of a GenBank genome assembly